Molecule: messenger RNA, 1483 nt
Organism: Dermatophagoides farinae (American house dust mite)
Lineage: Eukaryota; Metazoa; Arthropoda; Arachnida; Sarcoptiformes; Pyroglyphidae
Source: RefSeq, a predicted model, not a curated record
CGUAAAAAAAAAAUUUUUUUUUUCUUUUGUUCUGACAAAUUUGAGUAAAAAUAGCCACAUGGUCACGUGAUUGUUGAAAUUUAGCGCUAAACACAUGAAUAAUAAAAUGAUGAAUAUAGUUGCAUCAUUGCUAUUACAUGGGUGUAUAUAGUAACGGGAUAUAUUUACUCAUUUUUUUUGAAUAUUCGACUUUUUCCGUUCAAUGUGUGAUUGAAUUUUUUGGAUUUUAUUAAUUCAGGAAAAAUGGCAACUGUUUCAAUUUUACGAAAAAAGAAAUCACCAGUGAUUAGAUCGCCUGCAAAACCAUCACGAUCAUCAUUGACUAAUAAUAAUUCACAUAAUGGUGGAACCAUUAAAUCGGAUGAAAUUCAACUAAGAUCAAUGAAAAAUGAACGAAAAGUACGAAAAACAACACCAUCAAUCGAUUGUGUUGAUAUUGAAUAUACAUCGUUGCCACCACUUCCCGAUAUUCCAAUUCUUGACGAAUCAUUUGAAGCAUCCAUCGAUAAUGAACAAUUUCCCAAUGAUUGGUUGGAUGCCAUUCAAAAACGAAUACAAAGAUUUGAUUAUAAUGAAAAAAUUGAAAAACGUAAUCAACAACGAUUUCGUGAUGUAAUCAUCAAGAUUGAAAAGGAAAAUGUUUUGCUUAAAAAUGAAAAUGAAAAUCUUAAAGCUGAUAUUGAAAGUCGAAGAAUUCAAUUUGCAGAAUAUGAGAAAAAAUUCACUACAAUCACUGAAGAGUGUUUAAUGUUCGAAGCGGAUAUGAAACAAAUUCGAAUGGAAAAUUCACGUCUUCUUUAUCAAUUAAAUCAGAAAGAAAUUGAAUGUCAAAAUCUUCAGGAUAAACUUAAAAGUGUUCGAGAAAACAUUGCAAUUGUAUUACGUGCUGAACAUGAAAAGUUGAAGAAUCUUUUAUUUGAUUCAUUGGCCAAUAAAAAUCAAAUGGAACAAAAAUAUCGCCAACAAGAAGCUAAAUUUCAGGUUCUACAGAAUUUAUUCAAUACCGACACAUUAUAUCCGGAAACUAUGCAUAUGGUUAUUUCUACACGUCAACGAUCCAAUAGUGAAUCAUCAGUGAGUCCAAGUAAACAAGAAAAAACAAGCAAAUGUGAAUCGAUCAAUUCGAAUGGUGCAACACCGGUUGUAAAUCCAAAAUAUGAUCAUAAAACGGCUAAAACCAAAGAUAAAUGGAUUGAUCAUCGACCAAUGUCAACAUUGCCGAUGGGAACCAUAAUGAAACCGGUUAUUAAAAAUAAAAAAUCCGUUACACAAUUAAAAACAUCGGAUUUUUUAGAUCGUCGUUAUGGUGCUUCGAAAUAUGCACUACAUCAUGAAGCCACCAAUUCUGGUACUAUUGAAACAAAAAUAUUCAAAGGUAAUGUUAUACCAUCAUCAGCCGGUGGUGCACAGAUUAUUUUCAAUGAUGUUGAAUUAUUGAAACAAACAACACCAAAAUAGAAAUCAAUUCCAUUACCAGUCCUCA